Messenger RNA from Acomys russatus (golden spiny mouse), 682 nucleotides. It is a transcript of the gene Tm2d1, whose product is annotated as TM2 domain containing 1. Bases 39 to 665 code for a protein of 208 amino acids. Gene Ontology annotation, molecular function: amyloid-beta binding; G protein-coupled receptor activity. The transcript is spliced from 6 exons. The record is from RefSeq and is a predicted model, not a curated record. Lineage: Eukaryota; Metazoa; Chordata; Mammalia; Rodentia; Muridae. Gene Ontology annotation, biological process: apoptotic signaling pathway.
CAAGGCGGAACCGGAAGCGCAAGGACGCGGUGCCCAACAUGGCGGCCGCUUGGCCCGCGGCUCGGGCUUCCCUAGCGGCCGUCUCUCCAGGCUUUCUCCGCAUUCUGUGGCUCGUGAUGGUCGCCGCGGGACACUGGGGGGCCGCAGCCUCUGGCGCCGUCGGGAGCGAGGAGACGCCCAAGUGCGAGGACCUCAGAGUGGGACAAUAUAUUUGUAAAGAUCCAAAAAUAAACGAUGCUACGCAAGAACCAGUUAACUGCACAAACUACACAGCUCAGGUUCCAUGUUUUCCAGCACCCAAAAUAACUUGUAAGGAUUUUAGCGGUAAUGAAACACAUUUUACUGGAAGUGAAGUCGGUUUUCUCAAGCCAAUAUCCUGCCGAAAUGUAAAUGGCUAUUCGUACAAAGUGGCGGUUGCGUUGUCUCUUUUUCUGGGAUGGCUGGGAGCAGAUCGAUUUUACCUCGGAUACCCUGCCUUAGGCUUGCUAAAGUUUUGCACUGUAGGAUUUUGUGGAAUUGGGAGCCUAAUUGAUUUCAUUCUUAUUUCAAUGCAGAUUGUCGGACCUUCAGAUGGAAGUAGUUACAUUAUAGACUAUUAUGGAGCCCGACUUACAAGACUCAGCAUUACUAAUGAAACAUUCAGAAAAACACAAUUCUACCCAUAAGUGUUGAAGAAGGAGGA